Bicyclus anynana (squinting bush brown) is the source of this 1574-nucleotide messenger RNA. It is a transcript of the gene Uba3, whose product is annotated as NEDD8-activating enzyme E1 catalytic subunit. The coding region runs from base 150 to 1496 and encodes 448 amino acids. Gene Ontology annotation, molecular function: NEDD8 activating enzyme activity. The transcript has 7 exons. Lineage: Eukaryota; Metazoa; Arthropoda; Insecta; Lepidoptera; Nymphalidae. The record is from RefSeq and is a predicted model, not a curated record. Gene Ontology annotation, biological process: protein neddylation. Gene Ontology annotation, cellular component: nucleus; cytoplasm.
CCUGUGGUCGGCCGCUGCCGCUGCUUGUCUGUUUUCAAGUUCAACGAGUUUAUUUAAUAUAUCUGAAUAUUUCAAAUAAUUAGCAAAAAAUAUAUAAGUAUUACAAUUUUAUUUAACCGGUUAGAUAGGUAAAGGAUAGGUUUAUAGAAAUGGCAGAAGUCGAAACUCAGACGCCUGACUACCAGCUAAGGCGAUGGCUUAAUAUAAGGAAACUCUUAGAAAGGUCUGGUCCCUUCUGUCACCCUGAUUUUGAACCAUCGGCGGAAAUACUGGACUUUAUAAUGAAUAGUUGCAAAGUUCUUAUAGUCGGUGCCGGCGGUCUCGGCUGCGAGUUGCUCAAAGACUUGGCUCUGAUGGGAUUUAAGAAAUUACAUGUAGUUGAUAUGGAUACCAUAGAACUGUCUAAUCUGAACAGGCAGUUUCUGUUCAGGAGGAAUGAUAUUGGAUUGUCAAAAGCAAAAUGUGCAGUGGAUUUUGUGAAUAAAAGGAUCCCUGGCUGUGAAGCAGUAGCACAUCAUUGUCCAAUACAAGACCUUGACGAAGGCUUCUAUCGUCAGUUCCAUAUAGUUGUUUGUGGACUGGACUCAAUUGUUGCUAGGCGUUGGUUGAAUGGUAUGCUGGUAUCACUGCUACAAUAUAAUGAUGAUAGGAGUCUUGAUCAAAGCAGUGUAAUCCCAUUAGUGGAUGGAGGAACAGAGGGAUUCAAAGGAAAUGCAAGGGUGAUUCUACCGGGAAUGAGUGCUUGUAUUGAGUGCACACUUGAUUUAUACCCUCCACAGAAAACCUUCCCUCUUUGCACAAUUGCAAACACACCAAGAUUGCCAGAACAUUGUGUAGAAUAUGUUAAAGUAUUGCAAUGGGAGAAAGAAAAUCCAUGGGGCAAUGUCACACCACUGGAUGGUGAUGAUCCCCAACACGUGGCAUGGGUGUAUGAGAAGGCCCAGGAAAGAGCGAUGAAGUACGGCAUAACGUCUGUCACAUAUAGAUUGACACAGGGUGUUCUGAAAAAUAUCAUACCGGCAGUUGCUAGCACUAAUGCUGCUAUAGCAGCUACCUGUGCUACAGAGGUAUUCAAAUUGGCUUCAUCUUGCUGUGUUAACAUGAACAAUUACAUGGUUCUCAACAUGGCGGACGGUGUGUACACUUAUACAUUCAAUGCUGAGAAGAGAACUGAUUGUGUAACAUGCAGUAACACCACAAAGGUUAUGGAGGUUGACCAUGAUGUUACAUUACAAACUAUAUACAACAAACUUUGUGAAGACAAUGCAUUUUUAAUGAAAAAUCCAGGUAUCACCACAGUUAUAAAUGGGCGCAAUAAAACCCUUUAUAUGCCAACUGUCAAGAGCAUCGAGGAAAAGACUAGAGACAACCUAAAAAAGAAAAUAACUGAAUUGGGCUUAUUCAAUGGUGCAGAAAUAUUAGUUGCUGAUGUUACAACUCCUAAUACUGUUACAAUUAAGUUAAAACUAUUGGAAAGAAUAGAUGUAGACUUGUAAAUUGUAAUGUACAUGGAAAGAUAAAGUUAAAAAAAAAACAAUUACCUGCUACUAAACAAUAAAAUUGUUAAUCUAGCA